Molecule: messenger RNA, 2400 nt
Organism: Ceratitis capitata (Mediterranean fruit fly)
Lineage: Eukaryota; Metazoa; Arthropoda; Insecta; Diptera; Tephritidae
Gene: Caper
Product: RNA-binding protein 39
Exons: 5
Coding region: 234-2057 (607 amino acids)
Biological process (GO): mRNA processing
Cellular component (GO): nucleus
Molecular function (GO): RNA binding
Source: RefSeq, a predicted model, not a curated record
GUUCUUCGUUUUCCUUCGUCUUAAUAAAAAUAUAGAAGUUUCCAUGCUUUUUCACAUCUUUACAGCGGAAUUAGCAAUUUAUUUACUUUGUUAAACUUGAAACAAGUAUAGAAUUUGACUUGGGAAACAUAUUAUUUUUAAAGAAUAUAAUACUGUUUUUACGAAAUAGGACUUGGAGAGUUUAAUAGCAAUUUGCAAAGGAAAGGACAGGGUCAAAUCAUUUAAGCAGAAACAUGGCCGAAGAUUUUGAUGUAGAAGCAAUGCUGGAGGCGCCGUACAUGAAAAAUAAUGUCAGCCGGGGAGAUCGUGAUUCCAGCAGCAGCCGAAAAUCACCAUGCAGGGAAUAUGAGGAGAGCGGUAGCGGCAAGGGUGGAAGCAAAUCAUCAUCAUCUGCUCACUUGAAUGGUCGAAAACAAUACUCUCGAAGUCGUUCUGGUUCACCACAUGCUUCUACAGACGAACGCAAGUUGCAUAAAUCGAAGGAUAGUGAACGUACUCGUGAUAGAGACGAAAGCCGUUAUUCAAGAGAUAGAGAUCGUCCACGCGACAAAGAUCGCACACGUGACCGUGAUCGCGAUCGAGAUCGUAACGGUGAACGUGAGCGACGUUAUGGUUCACAAGAUCGUGAACGGGAACGGGAACGUGAUCGUGAUCGGGAACCUGAGAAGCGCCGAAGCCGCUCUAAGGACAGACGUCGCAGCAGUAGAUCACGGGAUCGUGAUCGACAUUCCAGAGAAAGGCGUGGUAGUAGACCACAAUCGGAACGACGACGUAGUCGCUCGCCUAUACGUGAUCGUCGCUCUAGAGAUAAAAAACUGAGUCCCAUACGUGAAUUCAAAGGAGGUCGUCCAGGUUAUGGCUCAAGGGAAAAAAGCAGGCGUCGCAGUAAUUCACCCCGACCUUUCCGACGCGGCCGAACUCCACCCAAUGGUCUUGGCGAUCGUUCGCCUCGUGCUGAUCUUAGUCCAGAGGAACGUGAUGCACGUACCGUAUUUUGUAUGCAACUAUCACAACGCAUACGCGCACGCGACUUGGAAGAGUUUUUCUCCAGUGUUGGCAAAGUACGAGAUGUUCGCCUAAUCACCUGCAAUAAAACAAAACGAUUUAAGGGUAUAGCAUACAUUGAAUUCAAAGAUCCAGAAUCCGUUGCACUUGCACUGGGUUUGUCUGGUCAAAAAUUAUUGGGCAUUCCAAUUUCUGUACAACAUACACAGGCUGAGAAAAAUCGUAUUGCAAAUGCUGUACCCACUUUCACACCUAAAAAUCACACAGGACCAAUGCGUUUGUAUGUAGGUUCGCUGCAUUUUAAUAUAACUGAGGAUAUGCUUCGAGGUAUUUUUGAACCAUUUGGAAAAAUAGAUUCAAUUCAGUUGAUUAUGGAUACUGAAACUGGUCGUUCUAAGGGAUACGGAUUUAUUACGUACCACAACGCGGAUGAUGCCAAGAAGGCUUUGGAGCAAUUAAAUGGUUUUGAAUUGGCUGGUCGGCCCAUGAAAGUCGGAAAUGUGACUGAACGUUUAGAUAUGAAUACAUCUUCUUUGGAUACCGAUGAAAUGGAUCGAAGUGGUAUAGAUUUGGGUGCAACGGGCAGAUUACAAUUAAUGUUCAAACUAGCAGAAGGCGCUGGCUUAGCAGUACCACAAGCUGCGGCAAAUGCGUUAUUAGCCACUGCACCACAGCCAGCACCCAUUCAAACACAGGCGCAAACUCCGGCAAUAGCUACGCAAUGUUUUAUGUUGUCCAACAUGUUCGAUCCCCGUUCAGAAACAACUCCUUCAUUCGAUAGUGAAAUACGAGAUGAUGUCAUUGAUGAAUGUUCCAAACAUGGUGGUGUACUACAUAUAUUUGUUGACAAAGCAUCACCAACAGGCAAUGUUUAUUUGAAAUGUCCAAGCAUAACAACCGCCGUGCUCGCAGUUAAUGCGUUACAUGGACGAUGGUUUGCUGGUCGUGUAAUUACCGCAGCCUAUGUACCCUUACUAAAUUAUCACUCUUUAUUUCCCGAUGCGAUAACAGCAGUUAAUUUAAUGGCGUCUAAACGGAAGUCAGGAGAAUAAAUUUUCAAACUAUAUCAUACAUAUUAAUAAUAGGUAUAUUAAUAAAAUCCUUAUGUCAAAGUCCAUCGACUGGUCGCUUGGGCAUAUCCACGUUAUGUUCACCAUGCAUUCCUGCUCUCUCUUAGUUGGAAUAUGCGGCUCACGCUAUCGAAUUGCAACGUUUUUGUAGAGACACAACACCCUUAGCUGAUUAACUGCAUGGGAUUUUAUUCAAGAUUUGCCUAUUUAUCUAAUCUUUCUGCUUAUUUGUAUUUUAGUAAAACUUUGGAAUUUGAUAUACUGUACAAUACACAUAAUCAUACAUAUAUUUGAACAAUAUGAUGAAUAAAAGACUUAAAAUUAA